This is a messenger RNA of Megalobrama amblycephala (Wuchang bream), 2857 nucleotides long. Its product is annotated as nuclear factor 7, ovary-like. The record is from RefSeq and is a predicted model, not a curated record. Gene Ontology annotation, biological process: protein ubiquitination. Lineage: Eukaryota; Metazoa; Chordata; Actinopteri; Cypriniformes; Xenocyprididae. Gene Ontology annotation, molecular function: protein binding; ubiquitin-protein transferase activity; zinc ion binding. Bases 384 to 1745 code for a protein of 453 amino acids. The transcript is spliced from 6 exons.
UUGUUCAUUGUUGUUUUAUCCAAGGUUUUACAGCAUUUUAAUUUAAUGUUUCAAUACAAGUUCAUUUUUAAUACAUCUAACCUGAAGAAAUCCUAUAGUUCCUGUUUGAACACACCCGUAUAGGCGAUUAUAAACUCCACCCUCUCACAACACUCACCAGGAAGAGACUGACUUAUUUCUCCUUUCAGUCAAACGGACUUUCUUCUCUCUUGACAAAAUCAAUAAAGAAUCAGCGAUCAGUGGAGAACAAAGAGGAAAAACUUCAAGAAGGAUUUUUGUGAAGUUACUUUCUGAACAGACAGCAAAUCCUCAUGAUUCAUUUUUGAAACCGUUAUUCAGAAAGUGAAAGUAAAGUUUAGACUGCUGGAGCUCAAACAGUGAAAAUGGCUUCAGCAGCUGAAGAUGAUUAUAUUUGUCCUGUAUGUCAUGAAAUCUUCAAGGCUCCUGUUAUUUUAUCAUGUAGUCACAGUUUUUGUAAAGAGUGUCUUCAACAGUUCUGGAGAACCAAGAAAACUCAGGAGUGUCCUGUCUGCAGGAGAAGAUCCUCAAAAGAUAAACCUCCUCCUAAUCUGGCGUUAAAAAACUUGUGUGAGUCGUUCCUGAAGGAGAGAAAUGAGAGGCGUUCAUCAGGAUCUGAGGAGAUCUGCAGUUUACACAGUGAGAAACUCAAACUCUUCUGUCUGGAGGACAAACAGCCUGUGUGUGUAGUGUGCUUUACUUCACAAAAACACAUCAGUCACACAGUCAGACCCAUCAAUGAAGUUGUCCCAUCAUACAAGGAGGAGCUCAAUACAGCACUGAAGUCCUUACAAGAGAAACUUCAACACAAUGAAGAAAUGAAAGGAGAGUUUGAGGAAACAGUUCAACACAUCAAGUCUCAAGCUGACCACACAGAGCGUCAGAUUAAACAGCAGUUUGAGAAGCUUCAUCAGUUUCUCAGAGAUGAAGAAGAAGCUACAAUCACUGCUCUGAGGGAGGAAGAGGAGCAGAAGAAGCAGAUGAUGAAGGAGAAGCUGGAAGAGAUGAACAGACACAUCUCAGCUCUUUCACACACAAUCAAAGACAUGGAGGAGAUGAUGAAAGCCAAUGACGUCUGCUUUCUGAAGGAGUUUCCAGUCUCAGUGGAAAGAGUCCAGAGCUCACAGCCGGAUCCACAGAUGGCUUCUGGAGCUUUGAUUCAUGUGCCACGUUACUUGGGCAACCUGUCGUUCAGAGUCUGGAAGAAGAUGCAGGACAUCGUCCAAAACACUCCUGUUAUUCUGGAUCCAAACACUGCGAAUCCGUGUCUCAUCCUGUCUGAUGAUCUGACCAGUGUGAGAAAGAGCGGGAACGAUCAACCUGUUCCUGAUAAUCCAGAGAGAUUCGACCAUUAUCCAUGUGUUCUGGGUUCAGAAGGGUUUAACUCAGGAACACACUGCUGGGAUAUAGAGGUUAAAGAGAGUUCAUGGUGGGAGCUUGGAGUAACUACAGCAUCAAACAAGAGGAAGGGAGAUGAUUUCUUCAAGACUGAUGUCUGGAGUGUGGGGUAUAAUUCUACAGGACUGUCUUCAGGUUCUGGUUUUCAUGUUAAACAGAAUCUUGAUCAUGUGAGAGUGUCUCUGGACUAUGACGGAGGAACGGUGUCAUUCUCUGAUCCUGUAACUAACACACAUCUACACACAUUCACAACCACCUUCACUGACACACUCUUUCCAUUCUUCCAUUGUUCUCACUCUUUCAGGAUCUUAGCGGUCAAUAGUCAGUAAACGUUACUCCUGUAGGUCUGGAUCUUCCUGCUUUCCUUGUGUUUACAAUAUUCAAUCCAGAUCACAUGAGUAAAGCCCCAAAGUUCUUUUUUCUUCACAGUCGAACGCACAGCCUUCACUUGACUCGCACGCAUACACAGGUGUUCAAAUCCGUCAUGAAAGCAAGUUAUGACAGCCACUGUGUAGAUGAAGCUUCCUGCUUCCUGCUUCCAGUCUCCCACUGACAGCCAUCAGCUUACAUUCCGGAGAAGGGGAAACACAAAAGGAUUAGAAAUAAUAUGCCUCCUCUGGUUGAAGAAUCUACCUGCUGCACAAACUGCCACAGACUUCUACAAAGGAUUGCAGUUCUUGAAACAAAGUUACUUGCGGGACUACCAAACCAGACAGAACACACAACAGAGCUUCGUCAUGGCCGUCCUCAGCACACAGUCGGUGAGUCCCAUGAAUCUAAUGCCCCUAAACAGGCCAUGCUGAGUGCCGAAACUGAUCAACAUACUAAUCGAUGGCACAAACAGGGAGCGAGACCCAAAGGCACUCGAGACAUCAGAUUAUCACGAGUAUCACAUAUUGCAGUAGCAUCCUCUACCCCAAACACUAGCUCCCUACCACCGCCAAUACAUCUGGAGAACAGAUUUGAAGUGUUAAUGAAUGUGGGUGAGGAAUCUCCAGACGUGAUGAAUGUGGGUGAGGAAUCCCCAAACAUGAUCGGACACAGAUCAAAUCAGCCAGCAGCUAACACUGAUGCUAACUGCCGCUCAAAGUUGAGCAGACAGCGGCACUCAGCUCUUAGAGCAGCCGCGCCCAGGACUCUGAUAGUGGGUGACUCUAUUAUCAGAAACAUUAGCAACAGGGAUACAACUACAUGCUGCCUUCCACAAGCAACAGUUUCUGAUGUAAACAGGGAACUUAAGAGCAUUCUGAUGAAAUAUAAGACUGCAAAUCGACUAAUCAUUCAUGUGGGGAACAAUGAUAUUCGGAAGGAGCAGUCAGAACUCCUUAAAAGGGAUUUCAAUGAACUUUUUGAAAUGCUUAGAAGACUAAAAGUUCAGUUGUUCAUCAGUGGACCACUCCCAGCAAGAGGAACAAAUAGAUUUACACGGUUGCAACUUAAA